CGGCGCGGGGUCAAACGGCGACGCUCGCGUGAAAAGAAGGAGCGGUGUGGCAGCGUCACGCACACAGAGACGAGCGUGCGUGUGCGCGCCGAGAGGGACGGCCGAGGGGAGAACGAGACGGCGGCGCCAAUUACUAUCACCUGGCGGGCAGCUACCGCAUUACCCACUGCCGCCGCGCGCGCGACCACGCGCCCGCUGCAACACGCGGCUCGCUCCGCUCCUGACUGCCUCCCGAGCCUCAACCGCAAUCAAUAUUCGCAACGCCGCGAUACCAACUAUUCUUCGAUCACACGAUACGUUCCCUCGCUCCGUGGAUGCAACGCGGACGACCGUAGCCCGCGCCCGGGACUAGUGCCACCGCACUACAAAAUGCGGCUGUGAAGUGUGUGCGGACAGUGACUUUGCGCGAAACGUGAUUUAUUUACAAGUUCUCCAACAAGUUUCAAAGUGAAAAAUGACGUCGCAAUUCGCCUUCAGAGGAUCGCCCCCGAAUCAGAGCACCAUAUCGACAGCCUCCAACAGUCCGCCGCCGGCGCAAGCGGGUAUGAGCGCGGGAGCGGGUAGCGCGGCUCGGCCUAGCUCGCCCGCCGCCGCGCCUCGCUGCUGUGACACCGGACGCCCCAUAUUCCACGACCCGAUCACGGGCCAGACGGUCUGCUCCUGUCAAUACGAGUUCCUAAACUACCAGAGGCUAGCUUCGGGCAUGCCUAUGUCUGUGUACAGUGCCCCCUACUCCGACGCGGCUGCUGCAACGGCAGCCGGCAUGGCAGCAUACUUUCCUGCCCUAGCUGCCGACCAACCUCCAUUUUACACAAACGCGGCAGCGGGAAUCGAGCUGAAAGAAAAUUUAGCAGCCAGCGCAGCGAGCUGGCCUUAUCCUGCAGUCUAUCAUCCUUACGAUGCGGCUUUUGCUGGAUAUCCCUUCAACGGGUACGGGAUGGACCUAAACGGAGCGCGAAGGAAAAAUGCUACGCGAGAAACGACUAGCACGCUCAAAGCAUGGCUCAACGAGCACAAGAAGAAUCCUUAUCCAACGAAAGGGGAGAAGAUUAUGCUUGCUAUCAUUACCAAAAUGACGCUUACGCAAGUUUCUACUUGGUUUGCGAAUGCGCGUCGUCGACUGAAGAAAGAGAACAAGAUGACGUGGGAACCAAGAAACAGGGUUGACGAUGAUGACAAUAACAAUGACGACGAUGACCACAAAAGUAAUGACGGCAAAGACGCUUUAGAUGGUAAGGACUCCGGCACAGGUUCGAGUGAAGACGGAGACAGACCUCAGCAGAGGUUGGAUCUUUUGGGACAACGAACAGAAUCAGAGUGGUCAGAAUCACGAGCGGACAGCGGACCUGAGUCACCUGAGCCGUAUGAGAGACCGAUACAUCCGGCGUACCAACAUUUACCUUCCCGCGCACCACCUGGCAGCACCCCUGCAUCGGCCAAGCCCAGAAUAUGGUCGCUAGCGGAUAUGGCGAGCAAAGACGGUGAGUCGCCUGCGCCUCCGUCAUCGGCUUCCGCUUUCUACCAGUCAGCUGCAGCGGCUGCAGCGGCUGCGCGAUUAGCACAUCCUUACGGAAGGCCCGAACUAUAUCGAGGGCUAUAUCCUCCAACUCACCCCGCUGACGUGGCUCUGUUGGAAUAUUCUCGGUCUUUAGCUCUCGCUAAUCCAGCACCUGCACCGCCGGCUCCUUCACCGUCGUCUUCAUCGACAUCGUCAGUGGCCGAGCCGCCACCACCGCCCCGUGCCUGACCGCUAGCCCACCGCCCGCCGUUGGCGCAUCGACAAUAACCGCGAUCUCGCCUGACGAGUGCCACGAGGGCCUUCUCAGCUUGUAAAUAGCAAUAGACUUAACAAUAUAAAUAUGUAUACAUACGUAUAAAUACGUGAUAAUUUUAAUGAUGCACCGGUAGAGAAGCUUAGAGAUGUGAUAGUGGACACUUGCGUCGCUGCCACCGUGAGGUUGACAACUCGCAAAUGACGUCAUUGUCGACGCGCCCCCGCGGUGCGUCGCUUUGACUGACCGACAAUACUAGGUGCUAAUACAAGUUGGACCUUGCGACAUGUUGCUCUAGUUAUUUUAAAAAGUUGGUUAAACGAAGUGAUUUAUUUUUAAAUAGGUUAUUAAAAGCGUUAUGUUUCUUAUAAUUAAAUACAUCUUUGUUCGAGACUUUUGUAUGUAGUGUAAAUUAUUAUAAUUUUAAAUGUCUAUUCUUUAUAUUUAGAGCCUCUAAUUACGUCCAGUGUUUUUGUUUGAUAGUUUCACAAAGCUGUCAUGCAGAAUGUAUUAUUUAUUGAUACGAGGUCAGUAGUUAUUAUAACAUGUCAUUAGAUGUACUAAGUUGUUGUAAUGCAUAUUAAUCAGAUUUGUUGUAUGGUAGGCACCUAUAAAAUCUGUUUAGUUAAUUUCUAGUCAGAAGACUAUGAUUGUCUGUGUUACAGCUACAUACAUAUCUAGUGAAUAAAAUACCUACCAUAAUAGUAUUUUUCCAAAAACUUUUGACGUUAUUUUUAUUCAAAACGGCGUGGGCUUUAAGAGAGUUAUCGAAAGAACCAUGUCGCUUCUGUGAAAUACUUUUAGGAUUCAUAACGACUACGUUUAUUUAAACUUUCUUUUUCCGAAUAAUAAUAGGGACCACUGGAAUUCCUCAAUAUUUCUCGAAUCAUAUUGUUGAAGAAUUUUUUUAAAUGAUAGUUCAAAUAAAUAGCUUAAAAAGCUUACAAAGUUGCCCCAAUAUUCUGCAAGUACAAAAUAUUCGAUUGAAUAUUGUAGGUUUUUCUGUCUAUAGGCUCCGAUGAGCUGCGGUUACCACAAACGACCAGCCGUGCCGAUCUCGUAUGACAUCGAUUUGAAAAUAAAUAAAGAAAUUGAUUCCAUAAAUGUUUUGAGCCCAAAAAGGAUUUCAUGAAGGAUUUUAUGUUAAUUUGGUGAAGUCCGCGUCGUAAUUAAUUAGAAUUAAUGGAACUAUAGGUACUUAAACAUUGUAUUUUUUUUUUUUUUCAAAAAAAAACUCGAUGUAAGUAUAUGAAAAGGCCUUGUAUAAUAAGUAUAACAGUCAAAUCAACUUUUGUAUUUGUCGAUUUGUUCUCUAAACACUGUAAUAUAUUUUAGGUUUUUUUUUUUACAUUGUAGAGACUGAGAGUCCAAAAUUGAGUCUAUAGUUUUGUACAUACGUCACUGUUGUAAUUAUAUAUUGUAAUUAUUGUGAUUAUUUAAGUGGUGAAUGCAAUAAAUUCUCUGUAAUAGCUGUCUUUUCGAUGUAAAUAAAUACGGAUGGAAGACGUUGGGUCCUGUAGUUUGUUUACAACGAGAUACGUUCGCGAAUAGUGGUCUUACUAGAGAUUUAAAUCGUUUAAUGAUUUUACAUAAGAAACGAACUGUUUAAUAUCUCGAUCCACUUAAGUAAAUGAAGUCUAUUAAAAGCAAUAAUCCAUUUAAAACGUAGGUAGUCGAAGCGGUACUGUGUAGUUGACGGGAUUAUAAUUUUGUUAACUCUAAAACGUCUUUUAACCGUUAACGAGAAAGGUGUGUGAAUAGAUGCAAUAAAAUUUAAUACAGAAAUAAAUAAACGAUCAUUGGUUUGAUUA
Molecule: messenger RNA, 3583 nt
Organism: Bombyx mori (domestic silkworm)
Lineage: Eukaryota; Metazoa; Arthropoda; Insecta; Lepidoptera; Bombycidae
Gene: mirr
Product: homeobox protein caupolican
Exons: 5
Coding region: 455-1747 (430 amino acids)
Biological process (GO): regulation of transcription by RNA polymerase II; neuron differentiation; cell development
Cellular component (GO): nucleus
Molecular function (GO): RNA polymerase II cis-regulatory region sequence-specific DNA binding; DNA-binding transcription factor activity, RNA polymerase II-specific
Source: RefSeq, a predicted model, not a curated record